Strongylocentrotus purpuratus (purple sea urchin) is the source of this 2099-nucleotide messenger RNA. Its product is annotated as cytochrome P450 2J6. The transcript has 8 exons. Lineage: Eukaryota; Metazoa; Echinodermata; Echinoidea; Camarodonta; Strongylocentrotidae. The record is from RefSeq and is a predicted model, not a curated record. Bases 521 to 2020 code for a protein of 499 amino acids. Gene Ontology annotation, biological process: xenobiotic metabolic process. Gene Ontology annotation, cellular component: cytoplasm; intracellular membrane-bounded organelle. Gene Ontology annotation, molecular function: heme binding; iron ion binding; oxidoreductase activity, acting on paired donors, with incorporation or reduction of molecular oxygen, reduced flavin or flavoprotein as one donor, and incorporation of one atom of oxygen.
GGCUUGUACGUGCAUAUCUCGUCAUUGAUCAAACACCUUUUCGCAGUCAUGCUGACAAAUGCAUGAAACAUUAGCAGACGAAAAGAGCUCACUCACGUCAUAGGGUCUUUUUCUGUUUCACCAUUCAUUAUUACAUCAUAGCAUUAUAUCGCUAUUAUCACCGCUCCGUGGGACGUUAUGUUCACAAUUUCGUCAAGUGUUCAACUGUAUAGCUUACAGAAGUGCUAUGACUUUGUUGAAAUGCAACGUCAUUGUGUGUUUUGCAUUUGUAUUUGCAGACUGGGUAUCUCAUGAACAAUCGCACGUAUUUUGCAGAUCUAAAGUUCGGUUUCGUUUCCUGUGUUUUAACGUGCUUAUCGUAUAUAGUUCAAUUUGCAGCCGCUGAAUUUGGAAUACGCAUACAAGAUAUAUUGAUGAGAAGAGGAAUCUGGAUUGUGAGGAAGGGAAGGAGACAGUGUCACUUAUCUAUAUAUCACAUGGUAUUUUCGAAUAAACCAGGUGCAUUUUUGUCCAGGUCAUCAUGGAGUGGAUCGUACAAUCCGAUACAAGCUUAUGGCUCAUGACAGGUGCCAUCGCAUUGGUGGUCAUGUGGUUUGUGAAGGGUUUAAUGUCUCGACCCAAGAACCUUCCACCAGGGCCAGUGGGGCUGCCAUUCCUGGGAGUAGCGUGGGAAAUGAUGAGGGCUAAACCCGACCCCCUCGCUCUGUACUCGUCCUGGGCGGACCAGUAUGGCGACGUCGUGUCCUUCAAGGUAGGCCCCAUGACCUUUGUGCUCCUGAACUCUUACGAGGUCAUUGUGGAAGCCUUCAGCCACCCCGACCUCAACAACCGACCCAAGAGCCAGAUGGUAGAAGAGGCUCUCGGACUUGCUAAUAAUGGGGUCAUACUUGCCAACGGAAAGGUAUGGGAGGAGCAGCGAAAGUUCGCCCAUUCUGUCUUCCGCAGUCUCGGAGUUGGCAAGAAGAGCUAUGAGGACACCGUGGCAACCGAGAUGGACCAACUCAGGGCAGCCAUAGAGGAGAAGGAGGGGUCUUCGUUUGAUCCAAACCUCCUCUUCGGACAAGCCGUUGCAAACAUCGUCUGUUCCGUUGCCUUCGGAACGCAAUAUAAAUACUCUGAUGUCGAAUUCAGACAGAUUUUGAAUCUCAUGAAUGACAACAUGGAGUUAUCGAGCGGCGGAGGGGCACUUCUAUUCCUCCCACUGCCCGGGAUAUCUAAGAUUCCUUUUGGGGCGCCGAAAAAGAUGGUCAAGAACAUGAAGGAGGUUAACAAGUUUCUCCUGAAUCAGAUUGAAAGCCACGAGAAAUGUCUGGACCUGGACCAUCCCAGGGACUUCAUCGACCUCUAUCUCAAGAAGAUGGCCGAAACAAAGGUUUUGGAGACAUCCUCCUACUCGAAGAUUAACCUGAACUCGGCUAUAGGUGAUCUCCUCUUCGCGGGAACUGAAACGACCACCACCACUCUCAAGUGGUGCAUCCUCUACAUGAUGGCGCAUCCCGAGAUGCAGUCACGUGUUCAGAGAGAGCUUGAUCACGUGGUAGGCAGAGAGAGACUUCCGAGGCUGGACGAUCGGAACGACCUUCCCUACACGAAUGCAGUCCUGAUAGAGGUUCAGCGUAAGGGAGCCGUAGCAGCAUUGGGUGUGCCCCACGUAGCGGCUGAAGACACCUCGUUCAGAGGCCACACUAUACCAAAGGGCGCCACCAUUUUGUCCAACAUCUGGAAGGUGCUGAACAGCGAGGAGCUCUGGAAAGAUUCUGAUGCCUUUAAACCUGACAGGUUUCUGACCGAAGACGGCAAGCUGAUUAAGAGGGAAGAACUUAUAUUUUUCAGUGUCGGUCGUCGAGUGUGUUUAGGAGAGCAGCUAGCUCGGAUGGAAACUUUCCUCGGGUUUACGAGUCUCCUUCAUAGAUUCACCUUCAAGAAACCAGACAACUCACCACCAUUGUCGUUUGAGGGCGUCUUAGGUAUCACGAGAAAUACCAUGCCUUACUUGACAUGCGCACUGAGUAGGGACUAACAAUGUCGUGAUUUUUAUUUUUAAAAAUACUACUGACAAAGAAAAAACAAACGACCAAACAAAAUAAAACACGACUUUA